Messenger RNA from Ornithodoros turicata, 1206 nucleotides. RefSeq lists its product as uncharacterized. The record is from RefSeq and is a predicted model, not a curated record. The transcript has 2 exons. NCBI's taxonomy places the organism in Eukaryota, Metazoa, Arthropoda, Arachnida, Ixodida, Argasidae. Bases 1 to 1206 code for a protein of 401 amino acids.
AUGCCCAUCGACAAGAUCCUGUCGUGCAACCAGAGGGAUAAGCGUUGGCAUGACGAUGAAACAGUUCGUACCGCCGAGGCAGCAGCGAAGCGGAACGCCGUGAAGGUCCCGCACUACGAGCUGCCGAGGCUGAAGCAAAGCGUGGGUAAGAAAGAGCAGCAAGCAUCACAACAGAAACUUCUCACUGAGAUCCCAACCUCGGUUGUGGGAUUCAUCGCGAAGAAUAGAUCGAUAGAAAAAAGCCAUCGUAAGAAAAGUGACCCGGGUAAGGACAAGCAGGAGGAAGCACAACAUAAAGUUGCCACUGAGUGUCCAACCCGGUUUGUGGGAUUCCUUGCGAAGAGAAGAUCGAUAGAAAAAAAAGCUAUCGUACCGAAAAUUGACCAGGCUAAGGACGACCAGGAGGAUUCAGAACAGAAGGUUCCCACUGAGAUCCGAACCUCCUUUCUGGGAUUCAUCGCGAAGAACAGAUCGAUAGAAAAAGGUAUCAUAGCAAGAAGUGACCUGGGUAAGGACGAGCAAGAGGAAUCAAAACAGAAAGUUACCACUGAGUGUCCAACCAGGUUUGUGGGAUUCAUCGCGAAGAAAAUAUCCAUAGAAAAGGUUAUCGUACCGAAAAUUGACCAGGGUAAGGACAAGGAGGAGGAUGCACAACAGAAAGUUCCCACUGAGAUCCAAACCCGGCUUGUGGGAUUCCUCGCGAAGAAAAGAUCCAUUGAAAAAGCUAUCGUACCGAAAAUUGACCAGGGUAACGACGAGGAGGAGGAAGCACAACAGAAAGUUCCCACUGAGAUCCAAACCCGGUUUGUGGGAUUCAGCGCGAAGAAAAGAUCCAUUGAAAAAGCUAUCGUACCGAAAAUUGACCAGGGUAACGACGAGGAGGAGGAAGCACAACAGAAAGUUCCCACUGAGAUCCAAACCCGGUUUGUGGGAUUCAGCGCGAAGAAAAGAUCCAUUGAAAAAGCUAUCGUACCGAAAAUUGACCAGGCUAAGGACGAGCAGGAGGAUUCACAACAGAAGGUUCCCACUGAGCUCCGAACCUCGUUUCUGGGAUUCAUCGCGAAGAACAGAUCGAUAGAAAAAGCUAUCAUAGCGAAAAGUGGGCAGAGUAAGGACGAACAGGAGGAAUCACAACAGAAAGUUCCAACUGAGAGCCCAGCCUGGGGGCUUAAUCGUUUCAUCAUUGUUACGGUCGUUACAAGCUAA